AUAUAUAUAUAUAUAUAGAGAGAGAGAGAGAGAGAGAGAGAUGCACUCAUUAAAUUGGAAAUGAGAUGCACACAUAUAGGAGGUGCAUGUAGAGCCACAAGAACAGUCUCUAUUGCCAGCAAAACACCAAAAAGCUGUGGGUAGCAAGAAUCAUGUGAUCUGCCCCUCCUCCCCCUCCUCCUUUUCUUCUCUCUCUCUCUCUCUCUCUCUUACUUGCUUUCUCUUCCUUGGUGUUUUUGGGCAAGAACAUGGCAUCAACAGUCUCAAGAUUCAUCAAGUGUGUCACUGUUGGGGAUGGAGCAGUUGGGAAGACCUGCAUGCUCAUCUGCUACACCAGCAACAAGUUCCCAACUGAUUACAUACCCACUGUGUUCGAUAACUUCAGCGCCAACGUUGUUGCAGAAGGGAUCACUGUGAAUCUGGGCCUCUGGGAUACUGCUGGGCAGGAGGAUUACAACAGAUUGAGGCCAUUAAGCUAUCGAGGAGCAGAUGUAUUUGUGCUGGCUUUCUCGUUGGUGAGCCGGGCGAGCUAUGAGAAUGUUCUGAAGAAGUGGAUACCUGAGCUUCAUCAUUAUGCUCCUGGAGUUCCUGUUGUCCUGGUUGGGACUAAGUUGGAUCUUCGUGAAGAUAAGUACUAUUUGGCAGAUCAUCCUGGUGUGGUGCCUGUUACUACUGCACAGGGAGAGGAACUCCGUAAGCAGAUCGGCGCUGCAUAUUACAUAGAAUGCAGCUCAAAAACUCAACAGAAUGUCAAGGCAGUUUUUGAUGCUGCCAUCAAAGUCGUUAUUCAGCCUCCCACAAAAAGAAAAGACAAGAAGAAGAAAAAGUCACGACAUGGGUGUUUGAUAUUGAAUUUCCUACGCGGAAGGAAGCUUAAGUGAAAGUGCUCUCAGUAGUUAGUAGAUUUAGGUUGAAUCUCUCUUGCAUUUAUAUCCUAAUAUAUGAAGAUUAACGAUGAAUCAGAUAAAGUUUGAUGAUGCUGAAGUUCUUCUAAUCUGUAACUGUGCACCUGAUCAUUCCAAAGAAAAUGGGCAUGUUCAUGUUGCAAGAACAGAAUAGUUGGUUUUUCUGUGGAUACGAGCACAUGAUGUAACUGGGUCAUUUUCCAAUAGUUGCGCUGUAUUUGAUAUGUAAAGGAAAAGUUAAUAACAUAAAAAGACUUCCUAA
Molecule: messenger RNA, 1167 nt
Organism: Musa acuminata AAA Group (dessert banana)
Lineage: Eukaryota; Viridiplantae; Streptophyta; Magnoliopsida; Zingiberales; Musaceae
Product: rac-like GTP-binding protein 3
Exons: 8
Coding region: 249-881 (210 amino acids)
Biological process (GO): regulation of cell shape; small GTPase-mediated signal transduction; regulation of actin cytoskeleton organization
Cellular component (GO): cytoplasmic vesicle; cell projection; cytoskeleton
Molecular function (GO): GTPase activity; protein kinase binding; GTP binding
Source: RefSeq, a predicted model, not a curated record